GGGUAGCCCCCGCUUGCCGCAACUAGAGAAAGCCUGCGUGCAGCAACCAAGACCUAAUGCAGCCAAAAAAAUUAAAAUUAAAAAAAAUAAAAUAAAAAACGUGCUUACUUGUGUGACCUAUUCAACCGGCUCAAUGAACUAGCUGCAUUCAAAGCCAAACUGGAAUUAUGGGGGCGACGAGUGAACACUGGGAUAUUUGACAUUUCAAACAUUUGCAGAGAUUUUGAAAGGGACUGAGCCAGGGCCUUCUUUCUCCUAGCUGGUGCAUGAUCACCUGUCUCAGCUUUCAAAGGAGUUUGAGUAUUACUUCCCAACCACAAAAGACCCCGGAACUGGGAAGGAAUGGAUCCGCAACCCAUUUCUGAAUAAGCCAGGUGAAGCAACUUUGUCCAUGCUAGAAGAGGAUCAACUGCUUGAGAUCACAAAUGACGGUGGCCUUAAAAUAUGUGUGAGACAACUUUAAAUCUCCAUGUGUUCUGGAUUAAAGUCAAGGUGGAAUAUCCUGAGAUUGCCACAAAAGCACUGAAAAGCCUGCCUCCAUUUCCAACAUCCUGUCUUUGUGAAGCAGGGUUUUCUGCAGUGACAGCAACCAGAACAAGAUUACGGAGUAGACUGGACCUAAGCAACACACUUCGGGUGUCACUGUCUCCCAUCACCCCCAGAUGGGACCAUCUAGUUGCAGGAAAACAAGCUCAGGGCUCCCACUGAUUCUGCUUUAUGAGUGAUUCCUUCAGCUCAUUUUCUAAACCCUUCUGCGAGAACAAGCUGGUUCUUCUGGGAAGACAGAACUGCCUACGGGCAUAUGCACCCAUCUGUUCUUCUCUGCAAACAUGCUUUGGUCUUUUCAACACACAGCCAGUGGGUACUAGGGGUACCCAGUGCAGGUGGCCAAGCCAGGCAUGUCUCAGCCAGGCAGCAUGAUGUAGUGGAAAGAAUAUGAGAUUCUGGAAUUAGAAAAACUGGGCAUGAGUCCCAGACUCUGCACUACCAGCUGUGUGACCUUGGAGAGUAUCUCCAAUAUGAGAGAUGCUGUGCUAGACAUGACCCGGGCCAUACAUCCUAUGGAGGAGUAUCACUUAAUAUUGUCCAGCAGCUCAAGAACCAGGAGGUCGACUAUCAUUGGUGCAGAGGUUGAAUAAGUCAUGCUUCAAGAUGCCAUAGCCUGAGGCAGCACCAACACCUGUGAACAAGGUGGAGACCACCUCUGGAAGCUCUGGGUCUUGCCUCUGGAUGGAGGUUUACAUUGCACUAGAAGCAAAGUGCCCAGGGAAUUGUGUUGGAUCCUUACUGGAAGGCAGCAUGUCCAAUUUUACCUUGAGAAAAACAUCUCCCACAGGAAAUGAUAUGAAGAGUACCACUCAGGGGACUGCACUGAAGCAACAGGGAUUUCACAAUGUGAACAAAAGAAGGACUUUCUUACAGGAUAACAGCUGGAUAAAGGAACGUCCUGAAGAAGAAAAAUAUGAAAAUUAUAGUAGGGUGGUACUCCAUAGACGUAACUCCCAUGAUGCCUCAGACAGGAAAACAAAUGAGAGGGAUGAGCCAAAAGCCACAAUCAGUUGGUACAGAUCUGGUGACACUUUGGACAGGAUCUCAGACAGAAAUGAUGCUGCCAAAACAUAUAAGGCCAAUACCCUGGAUAACCGAGUAACCAAUAGAAACAUGUCCACGUUUCGCUCACCAGAAGAGACAAAGAUGCAACCUGGAGGUUUGUUCAGUGCAAAUGCCACCAACACCCCAGCUUCCAACUCUGCUACUACUCCUGUAAAGAAAAAGAGACAGUCCUGGUUUCCACCGCCCCCUCCAGGUUGUAAGGCCGCCCCAAGCACAGGAGCGAGCAGAAGGGAACCAACUGUUCACCCUCCAAUACCUCCAAAGCCCAGUUCUCCUGUUUCAUCUCCUAACCAGCUGAGGCGGGAUAACAGGCAGAUAUGUCCACCUAAACCAAGUGCAUAUACAGAAACCAGCAGAUCUGCUGAAAGAAAUACAAGUGAAGAAUUAGAUAAUCUCAUCAAAAUGAACAAAAGCUUGAAUAGAACCAAAAGCCUUGAAAAUCUCAUUGUUGUGAAUACCCAGACAGACAAAGAUGACAAAGGAGGUGAAGACCGUGAUAAUGUUAUCAAAGUGAAUCCCAAAGAAAGUGAAAACACCACUGGGAAAGAAGACCUCAAUGGGCUUAUUAAAGAGAAUCCUGAAACAAAUAAAAACAUCAAGGGGGGCCAGACCCUUGACAAUCUCAUCAAAGUGACCCCUGAAGUAAACAGAAGUAACCCAGGGGGCCAAAGUCUUGACAAUCUCAUCAAAGUGGCUCCAGAAAUAAACAGAACUAACCAAGGGAACCAGGAUCUGAACCAUCUUAUCAAAGUGACUCCCUCAGCAAAUAAAAGCAGUGAACAAGAUCUUGAUGAACUUAUUAACGUAAGCCCCAAAGCUGUCAAAAACACAGCCGGAAAUCAAGAUCUUGAUAAGCUCAUCAAAGUGAAUCCUGAAACUCUCUCCAACAACCAAAGAAACCGGGAUCUCAAUAACCUCAUCAAAGUGAAUCCUGAAGUAAUCAGAAGCAAUCAAAGCCAAGCUUUGGACAAUCUUAUUGAAGUGAAACCUUCACCUCUCAGAAAUACUAAGCGAGACCAGGACCUAGAAAAUUUAAUUGAAGUAAAUUCCAAUAUGUCUAAGAGUAAAAAUGAAAGGCAAGAUGGCCAAGUUAGUGGGUCUACUGAGGCUUUAAUCAGCCCAUCUUCUAGAACCACUGCCUACUCUUAUGAAGCACAGAAGAUGCUCAGCUCCAAUGCUGAAACCAGGCAUGCAGGACCAAAGGAUACUGUUGUGUACACAAGGAUGUAUGCGGAGAAUAGUAAAUCACCAAAGGAUAGAUAUCAGGAGAGUAUCUCUGGAAAAUACAUACAAACCAUUUAUUCGACUUCAGAUAGGUCUGUCAUUGAAAUGGAUAUGUGCACUUACUGUCGAAAACCCUUGGGCACAGAAGCUAAGAUGAUUUUAAAUGAAUUACAAAUUUGCUGCCAUUCCACUUGCUUCAAGUGUGAAAUAUGCAAACAACCUUUGGAAAACCUACAAGCUGGUGACAAUGUUUGGAUUUAUAAACAGAAAAUACAUUGUGAAUCUUGCUACUCUCAAGUUGUAGCAAAGUGGAUUCAGUAAUUCUGGCACAUGAAAAUCAAGAUGAAAGCAUUCACUAAGGAGUUAAAAUUUUUAUUGUAAGAACAUAUAAUCUAGAAAAGCUUUUACACCAAAGAUUGACUCUGGUAUAGAAUUAACAACUCUGCUAUUGCAUAAAUAACCUAAUUGCCUCCACUAAGGUCACAUACAUAAAGGGAACCAUCUGGUAUCUGGUUAGAUUUAGAGAUCAAAAAUUCAAGUGGUUCUAGCACCCAGUGUCAAAGGAAGCAUGCUUCUGAUGGCAGUGAGCAUUGCCAGCCUUCACCAGGUCCAUCUCUGCUCAGUAUUAGGCUGUGUGUCACGGUUUCCAUUAUAGACAAAUUUACCAUCUUCUCACCUUUGUUUCCCUAAGAAUUUGGAUUUACAGAUGUUAUUGAAGUCUUGAUAAAACUGUCAUGGGAGCAAGAUAUGUUUCACUUAUGUACAAAAGUAAUGUUGAUAGAAAUUUUGGCAGAAAGAUAAAGUUUGGCAGAAAGAUGUUAACGUAUAAAGUUGUAUGGACCUCAGAAAAUCACUUAAACCUUUCAGAUUUCUGUGCUAUUAUCUGUAACAUGAGGGCCAAUGGACAAAAUGAUUUCUAAGGUCGCUUUCUGCUCCAAAAUUAUCAGAUUCUAAAGCAAGUUUUUGUUUGCUCUUUAGAAACAUACCUGAAUCUGUGUUUGUUAGGCCUAUUGAACUAGAUAGGAUAUCUGAACAAUUUAACCUUGGUAUCAUCCUUCAGUUUAUCACUGAUACAAGUUUUAUAGAAUGUGUUUUAAAAACAGAAAGACCUGCAUUUAUGGGUAAUGGGUAAAAUCAUAUGACAUGGUGUUUACGUAAUUUGUCAGGUUUUCUUUGCAUGCAUUUCAAAAUCUGGAUUCAUAAAUGAUCUAUGAGAAAUAAUGAAGGUUAUGGACUACAAAGACAUGUUCUUUCGCAUGCUAUAUCUAUUCCUAUUACAUAGCACUUUAUAUUUACAGAUGGCUUAUAAAAAUAAAUGAACUGUCAGUUAUACAGAAUCUUCUUGUACAGUGUCUAUAAAUAUUACUCACUGACAUUGAUAUGUCAGUUAUAUGAUCAUAAUUUAUUAUAUUCUGUGCCAUGCUGCUUAAAGUAAUUUUUUAACUGCUCAAUCUAUAACUUUGAUUUUUAAAGAGCUUUUUCUUAAGGAAUUGAAAAUUCAGUAAUCUUGUGAGGAACUAUUAUUAUUAUUAAAAUUGAGACAUUGCACUUAUAAACUACUUUAUAUGCACAUAGCAAUUGCUUCUCAAAGGAAAGCAUAUGGAACAUUGAGAGAGGGUGGAAUUCUAAGGGAGUUUAAGGCAGUUGUAAAAAACUGACAAACUAGGGAGAUUAAAAGAUUAUCAUGUAUUUUCUAAAUGUUGAUAAAUGUAGAGUUAUUCUUCUGUAUAAUGAUUUCAAGCAUCUGUUCCUCUUAGACACUGGUCCACAAAGUGUUAAACACUAAUGCUUAUUAAAAUACAGAAAUGUGUAAUCAUUGUCUUAUGGAGAGGGAGCCAGAAAAAACAAUUAAUAAUAAUUUGAUAUUCAUUAAUUCAUGCUUGAUGAGAAGCGGUGGUAAUUGAGCCAUAUGUUUUAUUGUUCUCUUAUUACAUGCUAUCAGACUGGAUCAAAAGAAAUAAUUUUCUUAGAGUUGGAAUUUGUGGCAGGAAAAGACGAAUGAAAUAGUAUCCCUCCCUUUCAUAUAAAGUGUAUUAACAUCUCAAUGCCUUUGUAGUAAUUAAAAAUCAUUUGAAUAUCAUUUUUAAAGGAUUCUACUGUUGAAUGCUUAAUUUAAAAAAAAAACCUAAAAGGAACGUAAUUCUCACUUUUCUGUAGUUGUUUAAUGGACCCUUUCUUCUACAAUAAUGUAUUAAAUUAAACCAAAAGCUGUUGUAAAAAUGGAAUAAAUACAGAGUGGAGAGAGAAGGGCUUCUGAUUUACCAAGUCUGCCUCAUCAUGUCUGGGAUUACUUGCACCAUAGGAAUGACAGAUUCCUAAAACAGUUCGUAAGAUCUCAUUUUUUUUUUUUUU
Messenger RNA from Delphinapterus leucas (beluga whale), 5190 nucleotides. The record is from RefSeq and is a predicted model, not a curated record. Lineage: Eukaryota; Metazoa; Chordata; Mammalia; Artiodactyla; Monodontidae.